This is a messenger RNA of Lottia gigantea (owl limpet), 1647 nucleotides long. RefSeq lists its product as hypothetical. The coding region runs from base 1 to 1647 and encodes 548 amino acids. Lineage: Eukaryota; Metazoa; Mollusca; Gastropoda; Lottiidae. The transcript has 17 exons. Gene Ontology annotation, molecular function: propionyl-CoA carboxylase activity. Gene Ontology annotation, cellular component: mitochondrion. The record is from RefSeq and is a predicted model, not a curated record.
AUGGCAUCCCGGUUAGCCUUUUCCAGAUUUCUAUUACAAAAUGUCAACAAACAGCACUUUAAAACCUUGCAAACGCGGAACACCUUGGCUCGAAGUUAUGCGGCUGUAGCUGGCAGUACAGAACAUACACUCGAAGUUAAACGUAGGAUCGAGGACAAGCGAGAAAGAGCACUCCUCGGUGGUGGGCAGAAAAGAAUUGCCAAACAACAUCAAAAGGGAAAGUUAACAGCAAGGGAGAGAAUUCAAUUGUUACUAGAUCCUCAAUCAUUUGUUGAAUAUGAUAUGUUUAUGGAACAUGAUUGUACUGAUUUUAAUAUGCAGAAAGAAAAGUACCCUGGUGAUAGUGUAGUAACCGGUCGAGGUAAAAUUAAUGGUAGAUUGGUCUUUGUAUUUAGUCAGGAUUUUACUGUAUUUGGAGGUAGUUUAUCUGGUGCUCAUGCCAAAAAGAUAUGCAAGGUAAUGGACCAGGCUAUGCUAGUAGGGGCACCAGUUAUUGGCUUAAAUGAUUCUGGUGGUGCCAGAAUUCAGGAAGGAGUGGAAUCUCUGGCAGGAUAUGCUGAUAUCUUUCAGAGAAAUGUUAAUGCAUCAGGAGUUAUUCCACAGAUCUCAUUGAUUAUGGGACCAUGUGCUGGUGGUGCUGUCUAUUCACCAGCUCUUACAGAUUUCACAUUUAUGGUUAAAGACACAUCCUAUUUAUUUAUAACUGGUCCAGAUGUUGUCAAGUCAGUAACUAAUGAAGAUGUCACUCAAGAAGAACUGGGCGGAGCUAAAACACAUACAACAAUUUCUGGUGUGGCACACAAUGCAUUUGCAAAUGAUGUGGAUGCUUUACUCAAUCUGCGUGACUUCGUAAACUUCCUGCCUUUGAGUAAUAAAGAACCAUCACCAACUAGACACUGUACAGAUAGUCCUAAUAGAUUGGUACCUGGUUUAAACUCUGUUGUACCAUUAGAAACAACAUCAGCCUAUGAUAUUAAAGAUGUUAUAAAUGGGGUAGUGGAUGAAGAUGAUUUUUUUGAAAUUAUGCCCAAUUAUGCUAAAAAUAUAGUAGUUGGUUUCGGUAGAAUGAAUGGUAAAACUGUUGGCAUUGUGGGUAAUCAACCAAAAGUAGCUGCAGGCUGUCUUGAUAUCAAUGCUUCAGUGAAAGGUGCUAGAUUUGUAAGAUUCUGUGAUGCUUUCAAUAUUCCUAUUAUAACAUUUGUUGAUGUUCCUGGCUUCUUGCCUGGUACCAAUCAAGAAUAUGGUGGUAUAAUAAGACAUGGGGCCAAAUUAUUAUUUGCCUACGCUGAAGCUACUGUACCUAAAAUUACAGUCAUCACUAGAAAGGCAUAUGGUGGUGCCUAUGAUGUGAUGAGUUCCAAACAUUUAAGAGGUGAUAUUAAUUAUGCCUGGCCCACUGCUGAAGUAGCUGUAAUGGGAGCUAAGGGAGCUGUUUCUAUUAUAUUCCGUGGUGGUCAAAAUCAAGCCGAACAAGAGUUAGAAUAUAUUGAUAAGUUUGCUAAUCCUUUCCCAGCAACUAAUAGAGGUUUUGUGGAUGAUAUAAUUGAGCCAGAAUCAACUAGAAAGAGACUAUGUGAGGAUUUAGACAUUUUAGCUAAAAAAGACAGAAAGAAUCCAUGGAAGAAACAUGCUAAUAUGCCUUUAUAA